Lottia gigantea (owl limpet) is the source of this 879-nucleotide messenger RNA. RefSeq lists its product as hypothetical. The annotation marks the transcript as partial. Gene Ontology annotation, biological process: transport; magnesium ion homeostasis. Gene Ontology annotation, cellular component: plasma membrane. The transcript has a single exon. Lineage: Eukaryota; Metazoa; Mollusca; Gastropoda; Lottiidae. The record is from RefSeq and is a predicted model, not a curated record. Gene Ontology annotation, molecular function: transmembrane transporter activity.
AAAACCUUCCUAUUGCCAAUGGGAAUUCAGAUUACUCUUCUGAUAAUUUUGUUACUGUUGUCUGGUCUAUUUAGUGGCUUAAAUUUAGGCCUUAUGGCAUUAGACAAGACCGAAUUACAAAUUAUUGAAAAAUGUGGAUCUGCCAGUGAAAAGAAAUAUGCAAAAAUCAUUGAACCUUUGAGAAGUCGUGGAAAUUUUUUAUUAUGUACAUUGCUACUUGGAAAUGUUCUUGUGAACAAUACAUUAACUAUUUUACUUGAUGAUUUAUCAAAUGGUUUGUUAGCUGUUAUUAUGUCAACUAUGGGUAUUGUUAUAUUUGGUGAAAUUAUUCCACAAGCCAUUUGUUCAAGACAUGGCUUGGCUAUUGGAGCAAGAACAGUUUAUCUGACCAAAUUUUUUAUGAUUGUUACUUUUCCUUUAUCAUUUCCAAUAAGUUUGAUAUUAGACAAAGUUUUAGGUGAAGAGAUUGGUCAAGUUUAUGACAAGGAAAAGUUACAAGAAUUGAUUCGUAUGACUGCUGAUAAUAAAGUUCUUCAAAAUGAUGAGGCCAACAUCAUUGCAGGAGCUCUUCAACUUGCAAACAAAGUCGUGACAGAUGUUAUGACUAAAAUUGACGAUGUUUACAUGUUAGAUAUUAAUACGACAUUGGAUUUUGAAACCAUGUCUGAAAUUUUAAAACAUGGCUACACUCGUAUCCCUGUAUUCGAUGGGGAAAAAAGUCAUAUUGUGAAUCUAUUAAAUACUAAAGAGUUAGCUCUCAUUGAUCCUGAUGAUAAUACUGCUUUAAAAACUGUGUGUCAAUUCUAUGACCAUCGUCCAUUAUUUGUGGAUGAAGACUAUAAGUUAGAUGCGAUGCUGCAAGAUUUCCUUCAAGGUAAG